CGCCCAUUUCCCGCCUCCACCAGGUCUCAUAUAUUUCAGAACAAACUGGAAGGUUGGAUUAAAACCUUUAUAUAUACAGUCUAUGAUUAAAACACGUACAUUUACUGUCUUUUUACAAACCGUGACAGCAGGACUGACACGUCGUCGUUAGAAACGAGAAUAAUUUACCAAUAAUUUUGUUUACUAUCGAAACUAAACCGAAACUCAGACAGGACAACCGGGAUGUGUCAAAGUCGGGACUUCUUCGUUUUAAACUGCCUCUUUUUAACGGUCCUGUCUCAAGACGGAUUACCACAAAAUGUGUCCCUACAAUGGAUUAAUGAUUUCGAGCAGAAGGUGACCUGGGAACCACCACAGCACCCGGUGACAAACUGCAGCUAUGUACUGACUGCAGUAUCAACAUACGAACCUGAAAUAGAGACACAUUUACCAGCCACGUCCCCCUUGAGCCUGAAGAUGGUGAUGCACGGGGGGUUUCUGAAUGUGUCUGUAAAGAGUAGUUGUACAAGAUACGAGCCAGUGCCGAGUAGCAGCGUCACUUACCCAGAUCUGGUGAAGGACUUGCAGUGCUUCAUUACUACCCCUACGGAAGCUCACUGCAUCUGGAAGAAGACCGCUCACACUCCCUUGAAUCUGGGGUUUUUCUAUCACUUAAACAACAAUGUCAUUAAAGAGUGCCCAUCGUACGUUUCCCGCGACAGGGUCAGGACCGGCUGUGAUCUGGAGGCAAACGCCAAAGAUUCCAUCAUCCUUUCAUUUAACGGAACGCUGAACAAGCAGACUGUGAGGAACACCUUCAAGAAGGCGCUAAUAAAGAAUGUGAGACCUCCUGCCCUGCAGUGGAAUGUCACCAAAAGUGGGGGUCAAUUCAAAAUCCACUGGACUCCGCCCAGCAUCAAAAUCACUUGGAAGUAUUUCAUUACAUACAAAGAAUGCAAUGAAAAAAAGACUUUAGGUGUUGUAGACGGGGUAACAACUGAGUUCACGUUUGUCCCUAAGUGUUCAUACCGAAUAACUAUUCAAGCCCAUGGAAGACUUGACGCAAAGACACUAUUGAGUGACGAGAAGUAUUUUGCUGCAGAGUCAGAUCUCAAUGCGUGGGUGUAUGUGGCCAUCAUCCUGCCGCUGAUGGUUGCUGUCCUGGCCGUCCUGACCAUCGUGUAUUGCAGGAAGAAUAAGGAGAUCCUCUUCCCCAAAGUUCCACAACCUCGGGACCUCAUCAGCGACAUUUCUGACAACAACAACACGAGCAUGGGCGGCAAGCUGUACAUCCCCGCAGAGAAGGAAGACAACUUUAACAUCACCCUGGUGACAGACCCCCAAAUCUGCAAACUGGUCAUCAGACACGACUCAGCCUAAAUCUGCACCAUUUUUCUGUCUCAACAAGACCAUAUAAAGACUGUUACACUAAUGAAUCCAGGAGAUUCAUUAUCCAAGCGCAUCAAGGGAGCUAUCAAGUCAAACUUCCAUUGAACCAUCAAACUGUGGCAGCUACUGCAUUCCUGUGCAUUGUUCUCUUCAGCAAAGCGGAAUGUGUUACACUGAAGGACUUCAAAAAAUAUCAAUAUUCUAGAUCUACAGUUGUUUUUUAACGCACAACAGCAGUGUGAUUUUGUCUGAUUUGUUGGGGAGUGUGUUUGUCUGUCUCUUAGCAGGAAUACCGAAAAAUGACUGUUACCGAUUCCCGUGAAAGCGAAGCACGGACCAAGGAUUAACCUCUUCAGUUUCAGAACCCAAUCACAGGUUGGAUACACGCAUUAUUUUUCACUCAAACAAACAGUCCACCAGUACAUUCCUAUUUAAUGAAUGUAAGUCUUUUGUUGCACUAAAUGAUUUCCUGCACUACUUUGGUGGAAUCAAUACAUUAAUGUGUCCCUAUUUGAAGCAAUACAUAUGAAAAUAAUCCCAUUUGUACAAAAUGUUAACAACAAUUUUGAUAGUGAUGAAUAGUUUUAGCACUUUCCAGGCAUUACAUCUGAAGUGUUGGUCCCAGAUUGUAUGAGGAUGUGAGGAGUUUCUGCUUUUCUCUGUUUUAUAUACAUAUCUUUGAGUUGAAUGGUUUUGUUUCAUAGAUACAGUUAUAUCAAAUGUUUAUGGAUAUGUGUGAGGAAGUCGAGGGAUGAUGAAAACUAUCACUGUGGGUACCACUUUACAAUAAGACUACCCUUAUAAAGGGUUUACGAAUAGUUUGUAAUUCAUUUAUUAAUUAGGUUGUGAACACUUUAUAAAUCAUUAAUAAGCUUUGAUACGACAUGAGAUAAACAGGGCAACUGUGACCGGUUGCUUGCCAAAUAGUGAGCCCACAUUUAUCUGUACUGCUAAAUCUUAUAUUGGCUACCUAGCUUACUUCGUCUUCUUCAUCAGCCAGCAUCCUUGCUAUCUGUUGUUCACUGAGUUGAUUCUCGCUAAGUAGCCAAUAUAAGGCUUAGUCAUCUUGCCAAAUAGUGAGCCUGUAGCAUAUGCUUGUCUCAAAGAUUAAGCCAUGCAAGUCUGGUUUAUAAAUGGUUCUUAAUGAUUAAUAAAGUGUUUACAACCUAAUUCAUAAUAUGAAUCCUUUAUAAGGGUAGUCUUAUUGUAAAGUGGUACCUCACUGUGGUAUAAAUGAAGCACUCAGUGAAAAUACUGAAAAUAAAGACCAAAACAGGAAGGCUGAAUGUGUUGAUGAAGUGCAUGGGUUUCACAUUGUAUGCUAAAUUCUUUGUUUGAUUUUUAAUAAAUGUUUAAAGUUUCUGCACAUAAAGAAAA
Molecule: messenger RNA, 2745 nt
Organism: Trematomus bernacchii (emerald rockcod)
Lineage: Eukaryota; Metazoa; Chordata; Actinopteri; Perciformes; Nototheniidae
Gene: il13ra1
Product: interleukin 13 receptor, alpha 1
Exons: 10
Coding region: 223-1359 (378 amino acids)
Molecular function (GO): protein binding
Source: RefSeq, a predicted model, not a curated record